UUCUCUUAUAGUCUCUUGCUGCUGUCUCUCUUUCUCUCUGUAAACAUGGGUUCAGAAGGAGGAGGAGAGUUGAUUGUGAAAGUGAGCAAGAGGGAGGUUGUGGCAGCAGUGCUGCCACUGCAAGAGCAUUGGCUACCACUAGCCAACCUAGACUUGCUUCUACCCCCAGUUGAUGUGGGUGUGUUUUUCUGUUACAAGAAGAACUCCAGCUUAUUGGGAAAGGACCUCUCUAAUAAUUUUGGCUCCAUGGUUGGGGUUCUUAAGAAGGCCUUGGCCCAAGCUCUCGUGACAUACUAUGCUUUUGCUGGUGAGGUGGUGUCAAACCCUGUUGGUGAACCUGAGAUUCUUUGCAAUAACCGUGGUGUGGACUUUGUCGAAGCUUUUGCUGAGGCAGAGCUUAAAGACCUCGACUUUUAUAACCCUGAUGACACCAUUGAAGGCAAACUUGUGCCCAAGAAGAAGCAUGGUGUGCUCGCUGUCCAGGCAACCGAGCUCAAGUGUGGUGGGUUGGUUGUGGCGUGCACGUUUGACCAUAGAAUUGCAGACGCCUACUCGGCCAACCUAUUUCUUGUGUCAUGGGCUGAGAUGGCUCAGUCUAAACCCAUCUCUACGGUGCCAUGUUUUCGUCGUUCUUUACUCAAUCCUAGACGCCCUGGUUCAAUUCAUCCAUCUUUGAACGACAUGUAUGUUCCAGUGACCUCAUUGCCUCCACCCAAAGACCCACAACCUGGUGAUGAUUAUCUUAUUAGCCGCAUAUACUACAUUAAAGCUGACCAACUCAACCUGCUCCAAUCACUAGCUACCACAACCAAUGGUUGCAGGAGGACUAAACUAGAGUCCUUUAGUGCCUUCUUGUGGAAGAUGGUUGCUAAACAUGCUAUUCUUAACAAUGUGGACAAAAAGGUAACCAAAAUGGGCAUUGUUGUGGAUGGUAGGACAAGGUUAAGUGAUGGAGAUAUAGACAAAGCUUCACUCAUGGAGUCUUACUUUGGAAAUGUGCUAUCCAUACCUUAUGGAGGCAAGGAAGUAAAUGAGAUUGAUGAAAAUCCAUUGAGUUAUGUGGCCAAUGAAGUUCAUGAUUUCUUGGAUGGUGCAGUGACCAAGGAACAUUUCUUGGGGCUCAUAGAUUGGGUGGAGUCUCAUCGUCCAGUGCCAGGGUUGGCUAAGAUAUAUUGUAGUGGGAGUGAAGAUGGACCAGCUUUUGUGGUAUCAUCAGGGCAAAGGUUCCCAGAGUCAAAGGUGGAUUUUGGAUGGGGUAAGCCAAUAUUUGGGUCAUACCAUUUUCCAUGGGGAGGUGACUCAGGGUAUGUGAUGCCAAUGCCAAGUCCAAGUUGCAACGGUGACUGGGUUGUGUACGUGCACCUCUUGAAAGGCCAAGUGGAAUUGAUAGAGACUGAAGCUGCUCAUCUCUUUAGACCCUUGACUUUUGAUUAUCUCCAACAUUGUGCUAUUUAAUUACUUAUUUGUCGUGCUUUGUUCAAUUUGGACGGCUUCAAAUGGUGGAGUCGGAACCUUGGAAGUCAUAUAUAUGCGUACUUAUGUAUGUAACUAAGUGUGCUCAAUGCCUAGUGGGAUUGGACAAUCGUUCGCUUCGCAACUUUUUCUUUUACUUUGUUGUAUUAUAUUAUGAUGGUGUUCUUUAUCUACUGUUUGUAAUAACCUUUUUAUUUUAUUAUUAUUUUUUAUUCAAUGUACCAACCCACCAUCUCUUUAUCAUUGAU
Messenger RNA from Quercus lobata, 1721 nucleotides. RefSeq names its product shikimate O-hydroxycinnamoyltransferase-like. The transcript has 2 exons. Gene Ontology annotation, molecular function: acyltransferase activity, transferring groups other than amino-acyl groups. The coding region runs from base 46 to 1455 and encodes 469 amino acids. The record is from RefSeq and is a predicted model, not a curated record. NCBI's taxonomy places the organism in Eukaryota, Viridiplantae, Streptophyta, Magnoliopsida, Fagales, Fagaceae.